Messenger RNA from Ceutorhynchus assimilis (cabbage seed weevil), 1420 nucleotides. The record is from the annotation of a GenBank genome assembly. NCBI's taxonomy places the organism in Eukaryota, Metazoa, Arthropoda, Insecta, Coleoptera, Curculionidae.
AUAGGGACAGGGUUUUUCCAUAAAAAUAAAAACCAUGGAAAAUGUAAGUGAAAAAUUGGAAAAUUUAAAGGUGAAUACUUCAGAAAGUGAAAAAAACUCAUCGAGUAGCUCAAGCGAUUCUUCCAGUGAAGAAGAAGAUGUAGCACCAUCCUUUCCGGUCGCAAUGUGGGAUUUCAACCAGUGCGACCCGAAAAAAUGUUCUGGUCGCAAACUGGCCCGCUUGAAACUCAUCAAAACCCUAAAAAUAAAACAAAAAUUUCCCGGAAUCGUGCUGACCCCCACAGGAGAAAAAUGCGUCAGCCCUGCAGACCGACACAUUGUCAGCAGUAAAGGCAUCGGGGUCGUUGAUUGUUCUUGGGCCAGAAUCGACGAAACUCCUAUAGCAGCCCUUAAACCUGCUCAUGGAAGACUACUGCCUUUUUUGGUAGCAGCUAAUCCUAUAAACUAUGGCAAACCUUUGCAGUUAAGCUGCGUUGAAGCUAUCGCAGCUACCAUGUAUAUAACAGGAUUUAAAAAAGAGGCUAGAUUUUAUUUGGAUAAGUUCUCUUGGGGGCAUUCUUUUAUUGAUUUGAAUAAGGACAUUUUGGAAAUAUAUUCCAACUGUACUGACAGUCAAAGUGUUGUUACUGAACAGACUAAAUAUAUUGAAAAUGAACAGAGGUUACAAAAGGACAGGCAAGCUUCUAGAGAUUUUCCUUCUAGCUCUGAUAGUGAAGAAGAUUCAGAUGAAGAGAAUAGCAUAGUUAGCAGAACUUAGAAUAAGAAAAAAGCUUAAUACAUUGUAUAAAAAAAUUUAUAUUAUAAACAUAAUAUAUGUCAUUUAGAAAAAAAAAAAUGUUUUCUUCAGCAACACUUCUUUUCCUUAUAUUACCAUUCCUUCUACAUCAUAGUUGACUUAUGGAAUAAUUAAAAGCAAUUCCUAAAUUCCCUAAACAAAGAAAAAAAAACAUAUUUACAUAAUACAAAAUUCAAUAAUUAUUCAUGUGGCCGUCACUUCUUCCAACGUCAAAUGGGCAAUGAACCUCAGUCUCAAUUGCAAGGGAGCCCUCAGUUUCCUCACAAUAGUCUCGAUUUCCUUUUUCAUGCUGUCACCCACAAACAUGUACUUUAUAUGAUACAACAAGUCACAAAUCGGAUCCAUAUACUUCAGAUCUGUCUGAGAUGAAUCAACUUGAGCUAAAAGCUCAUAAAUUGAAGUUGUCAGUUGAACCAGAGCGGUGUUAGUAACGCGUUGUAAAAACGGUCCCACAAGAUGACAAACAAACAAAAAUUGUUCUUCAGUGCGGACUACUGCUGGUAAACAUUCUCGUACCCAUCUUGGUACACUAGCAAUUUGUCCAGGACCUGCGUGAUGCCAAACAGAAUGAGCAAGUGCUAGCAUAUAGCUGAAGCGGUUGUGGAGAAGCCCCAAAUGAGUUUC